AUGGAAAAAUUCCUGAUGCUGGUUGCAGCGCUGUUAGUAGCGGUGUUGAUAGUGUUUGGGACGGAGUUGAACCCCUGCCGUCCACCGCCGGAUGUGAAAGUGUGCGGCUGCUCGGAGGGAACUCGAGUCUCCAGUACCAACCCUGGAGACACCUGCACGGUGUGUGCGUGUGGACCAGAUGACAAAACAUGGGACUGUUUUGUUCAUCAGCAUGUUUGGCUGGACAUCGACCCAGGGUGGGCAGUGGGGGAAAGUGGAGGGAGAUUUUGCACCAGUUACGUCUGCCUCUAUACCGUGGAUAAAGCAAACAACGCGUUCGACGGCGGACUGGGAACCUUCUGGGAGCCGCUGUACGAACCGACCGGGUACCGACACUGGGUCAUCCUGGAUCUGCAGAAGGUGUGGAAGAUCUACCGGAUUGGGAUCGUUAAUUACGGAGAUACUGUGCACGACGUCAAAAGCUUUCUGUUAGAAAGCUCUCUCAACAGCUCUCUCGGUGAUGAUGAGUAUGUUUGGGAGUAUGCUGACAGCUUUGACGGGGUGCAGACCGGGAUGUCUUCUCCGCAAACCUUUGACAUUUACACUGAAGCACAAUUCCUGAAGCUCACAGUCAACACAAGCAGCGAGGAGGGACCGAGAAUUCGGGAGAUUUCUCUGUACGGCACAGAUCAACCACUCCUAGCCGAGCCGUGUGCUGUGGUCCAUACCGGCUGCGUCUUGAAUGAAGCAGCUGGGAAAAAAGCUCCCCCUGCUGACCAGCAGUGUUAUGCCAUCGUUGAUAUUCAUGAACGGAUUCGCGAUAAAAACGACGCCCUUCCGGUGCAUCGGACGGGCAACGUCAUUCUCCACGGCUUGCUGUCUGUUGAAUGCCCUCAUAAUGAUUACAAUGUCAGCUUAUACUGGACAUUACGAGGAGAAGGACCAGUAACAUCCGGGCCAUCACUGGACGACAUUUUACCCGAAGGCGUGCCGCAGAACAACUUACAUUUUACCCUCCCACCACGGACCUUACCUCUUGGGUUCUACAUGGUGCAGGACUUGGGAUAUUACACCAUCCGUCUGACCGACACAGUUGACGGCUGGCAGAAGAUCUCGGAGUGGAGAUUCCAAGUCCUGCCCGGUCCUUACCCGAAGUCAACUGCAGGAGGAGACCCUCCGGACCUAUCAGGGAUGUGUACUCUACUUCCGACCGCUGGUACUGCUUUGAUUGAUAGGUUCUGCGUAACUUGUGAAGAAUUUGUCGAUUUAUUUGGCCCGCUGGAGACGCAGGUCACGUUUGAGCUGAAGCCGUUAGCUGAAAUCGCCACGGCGACGUUUCCAGGAGACGGGGAGCCUACACUAAACGAAGUAAUACUAAAUACGUUUACCGGAUGGGUUCCAUUCACGACUCUUUUUGAGCUCACACCCGGUACCGUCAGUCUGCGCGUGCGAUUCGGAUCGCCUGAUGGUCGAUUCAUUGAAUUCGAUCUGGAACCUUUGCUGUUUCUGGAGUUGAACUUCAACCCGUUCGAAUAUUCCAACAACUCCCGCAUCAUCCGUGCUGACGUCACGGGCCUUCACGUCAAGUGUGGAAACGUCACGAUUCCGGUUUCCGAACUGAGUCGGCCGAACGACAUCUUAACUAGCAGAAAAAACGAAAGUCUUGAAAACUUGAUGUAUGUUUUCAAGGCGUCUGAACUUCUUGGCAAUCUGACUUUUUUCCCGUUCGUUGUAAAGGAUAAUCAGUCAGCAUUAAGCUUCAGCUUCACCUUCAACAGCACCCUGUUCCCGCAUGGCAUCACCUUGUUUCUCCGCAAGGAGGCGCCGCCGACUCCCGAGGACUACAACUGGACCACCACCCUGCCUGUUCCUGAUGAACAGGUAGGAAUGAUGUCCAAUGCCAGCCACAUCCACUGCCAAUGCGACCAUCUGACAAAGUUUAGCGGCUUCGUUACCCCGAAUCCUCUCAACCUCGCUGCGGCGCUGUCUGCCAACGUUCUAGAGAACCCAGCAGGGCUCAUUCUCGUACUUACCGUGCUCGGCAUGUACUUCAUGGGGCUCGUGUGGACAAGGAAACAGGACAGGAGGGACUUGAACAAGGUUGGAGUUGGAAUCCUACCCGGACACAGACUGAACCCCAGAAAGGACUGUCAAUACGUCAUCACUGUUUACACUGGAUUCAAGGGGAAUGCUGGGACAACUGCAGAGGUUACAAUUGUGCUUUACAGUCAAGACAAGAAAAGUCCUCCUUACACGCUCAGUGACUCGACAAGAAUAACUUUUGAGAAGGGCAGCGUGGACUCCUUUCUCGUGUCGACAUCAGAGCCACUGGGAGAUCUGACUUACCUACGUGUGUGGCACAACAAUGCAGGAUACAGCCCUGCAUGGUUCCUCAAUCAAAUUGUAGUGACUAACCAGGAAAACAACAGGUCACACUUUUUCAUAUGCAACAGGUGGUUUGCUAUCGACAAGGAUGACGGCAGAGUUUUUCGCCACCUGCCCGAAUCCAGCCCAGAUGAGAUUAAGGAAUUUCGCAACUUAUUUCUUACAAGAAGUUCGAGGGACAUGAACGACGGUCACCUGUGGUUCUCCGUGGCGGGCCGCCCGGCACGAAGCCCGUUCACCCGAGUCCAGCGCCUGUCCUGCUGCCUGACGCUGCUCUACAGCACCAUGGUCACCAACAUCAUGUUUUUCGGCCGCGGGGACGACUUCGACCCGCCGGAACCACUCAGAUUCGCCGGGGUGGAGAUCAAUCCACCUAUUUCUCUACCUCAGAUCAUGAUAGGUCUACAGAGCGCAGCCAUCAUCCUGCCUGUCAACCUGCUCAUCGUGUUCCUCUUCCGAAAUUCUGACUCCCCUCCAGCAAAUAAGAGAAAACAAAAGUCCAGGGAUAAGAAAGAUAGAAGCACUGAUCAUGGCGUAGGCGACUUCGAAGAGACGGGAAAGUUUGCCAUCCCGUGGUGGGCUGUUUACUUCGGCUGGUUGCUUGUCUGGUCCACGAGCUUCGUGGCUGCGUUCUUCACCGUCCUGUACUCCCUGAGUUUCGGACGUGCAAAGGCGGAGGCGUGGCUCUUCACUUUUCUGACGUCAUUCCUCACCGACCUGUUCCUGGUGCAGCCGUUCAAGCUACUGUUGGUCGCCAUGUUGUUUGCCUUAUUAGUCAAGAAACCUAUUGAAGACGAGGACCCCGAGCCUGCACCAUUACAACAUGAUGAAGAGUACCUCCAGGAUAACAGACGGAUAGUGGAAAACCAACAAUGGUCAACAGCAACAGGAUGGAUGCGUUAUCUGUGGGCAGAGAAGACUGAAUCCCGCCAUUGCACAAGUACGCCUGAAGUGGUACAAGCUAACUCACCACCUGAUGAAUCUACAUUGACCGUACUCCGCGCUCAGAGCACUCAAAAGCGCAGGAGACGUAAACAGAUAGUUGAGGUUUUGAUGUUUGGACUGUUUGUGACCGUGAUUAUGUUGACGUCUUACGGAGAAAGAAGCCCCUUGGCUUUCUACGUGACGAAGGAUGUGCAGGGGCUUAUUCUUGACAGUGGCGACAUCAGUUUCUCAGAGAUCGAAGACAUCCCAACGUUCUGGACUUGGGUGAAAACCGGGUUGAUCCCUGCCACCCAUGUGUCCCGAUGGUACAACGGCUGGAGCGUCACGGAGACCAUGAUCCUGGAUGACAUGUUAACUCACCCGCUGGGACCAGUGCAGCUGAGACAAGUGCGACUUAAACCAGGAAAACACUGUGAACCACCUAGAAGAAUGGCGACCAUGACGCCUGGCUGUGUUGCUAUGUAUUCUCUGGAUUUAUCCGACACACAGAACUACACAAAACGGUGGAACACUACUGCAAACAUCACGGAAAAAUCUCUUUGCAUUUCAACAGCAACAGAAUCACUUGAACUUAACGACUGUUCGUCAGCAGAAGAUGGUGGACAGGAUCCAUGGAGGUACAUGUUCGCCCCCGUGACUGAUGCUUUUCCGUACUUUGGAGUACGGGGCACCUACUCAGCAGGUGGCUACGUCACGUCUUUGGGAAGAACAGAACAAACCAGCUUAGCUCGUGCAGCUUACCUACAGCGACAAGACUGGCUGGACGACAAGACACGGGCAGUUUUCAUAGAACUCACCCUGUACAACCCGCACGUCAACUUGUUUUCCGUGGUUUCCAUGGCAGUAGAGUUCACCAAUCUCGGAGCCACCUACAAGGGGUCAGAGGUCGUGACCUUGAGACUCAUCCAACGUGACGCCAUCUUGCUUCUCGCUCUGAGAGCAGUCUUUGCUCUGUUGCUUCUUAUAUAUGCCAUUAAGGAGGGAAAAGCGUUGUUGUCACGCCCCCUUGACUACCUGAGUGAGUUCUGGAGCUGGGUAGAACUUUUUGUCAUCGCUGUUGGCUUCUCAGCUCUCGGUGUCUACUUCUACACUCAGAGUAUCAUCGACGAAGUCGCAGUACAGCGUGCGGCCGGAAACUCCUCCUUCAUAGGUUACAAAAGCGCCGUCAGCUGGUACCAGGUCUACACCUACCUUCUGGGCCUUCUCAUCUGCUGCUCUACGUUCAAGUUCGUCCGGAUCCUCCGCUUCAACUCCCACGUGUACGCCUUGUCCAUGACAUUGAGACGAUCUCUCAAGCCUGUAACACAGUUCAUGUUCACGGCUGGAAUCGUCAUCAUGGCUUUUACCCAGACGGCAAGCUUGAUUUUCGGAGUCACGCUCAUGGAGUACAAGAACAUAACAUCUAGUCUACAAAGCCUUCUGUUGAUGAUGUUAGGUAGCUUUGAUUUUGAAGCUUUAAGUCAAGGACAUCGUAUUCUGGGCCCGUUGAUGUUUUUCUUUUACCAGUGCAUGAUGCAGUUUUUCUUGCUAAGCAUGUUUAUGGCUAUCGUAAUGGACGUGUACGCAGAUGAAAAUCAACCCACAAACCAAGAAAGGCUGGAGUUUAAUGACUUUUUAAGAGAAUCCGCCUCAAAUACAAUAAGAAAAGUAAAGGGUGCUUCUAAGUGUACUUUCCGUAAGAAAAAGAGGGCACAACGAAAGUACAGACGGGAUAUGGCUACGCAGAUUGAUCAAGUGGUUGUUAAGUUUGGUACGUACGACACAUUCCAAGCUACUAGUAACUAA
Branchiostoma belcheri (Belcher's lancelet) is the source of this 5094-nucleotide messenger RNA. Its product is annotated as polycystic kidney disease protein 1-like 2. The transcript has 27 exons. Gene Ontology annotation, biological process: detection of mechanical stimulus. The record is from RefSeq and is a predicted model, not a curated record. Bases 1 to 5094 code for a protein of 1697 amino acids. Lineage: Eukaryota; Metazoa; Chordata; Leptocardii; Amphioxiformes; Branchiostomatidae. Gene Ontology annotation, cellular component: membrane. Gene Ontology annotation, molecular function: calcium ion binding; calcium channel activity; protein binding.